AGGGGUGCGGCGCUCUGCGCUCCCGUGGCCGUUCGCGUCGCGCGGUUGGUGUGGGCGCGUAGAGUUCCGCUGUGCAGCGCUGUGCUCCGUUCUGGCUGGCCGCCGGGCGGGAGGCAGGCCAUCAGGCAGCUGUCAGCGCCGCCGGGCGGGCUCAGCCCCUCGGUCAGGUGACGGGCCGCCGGGAGCGGCUCGGCCGAGCGGGCCGGAGCUCCUCUCGCCGCGCUUCCGCGCAAUGCUGGGCGGCUCCGUGGCGGCGAGGAUGCUGCCGCGGCCGCCGCCGCCCUGCCCCCGCUGAGCCACUGCGAGAGGUGCAGUAGGGCCGCCACCGGGCAGGGCGGUGGCAGCGGCAACGAGCCAGCAUGGCCCCCACUCUUCUCCAGAAGCUCUUCAACAAAAGAGGUGGCAGCGCAGCGGCCCCCCAUGGCCGCGCUCCGGGGGAGGGGCCCGCCUUCAGCUGGUCCUCUUCAGAGUUUGACUUGAAUGAAAUCCGCCUGAUAGUUUACCAGGACUGUGAGAGGAGGGGCAGACAGGUCUUGUUUGAUUCCAAAGCAGUCCGCAAAAUUGAUGAAGCUAUGGUUCAGAAAAUGGUGGAGGAUGCUUCUGUAAAGACUUCUGCCAAGAACUUCCAAGUAAGCAAUGGGAACAGCAGUAUUUCUUCCCACGGUCCUUCAAUAAGUUGUAUGCAAAAUAUCAAAGAACAGAUACCGAAGUAUCAGUACACCAGACCAGCCUCUGAUGUCAACAUGCUGGGAGAAAUGAUGUUUGGCUCAGUGGCAAUGAGUUACAAAGGCUCCACCUUAAAAAUUCACUAUAUACGGUCUCCCCCACAGCUGAUGAUAAGUAAAGUCUUCUCAGCUAGGGUAGGAAGCUUCAGUGGAAGCAACAAUAACUUGCAAGAUAGCUUUGAGUACAUCAACCAAGAUCCCAGCCUGGGAAGGUUGAGCUCGAAUCAGAAUGGUUUGGGAACCUGUCGCAGUGGAAGUAAUUUAGGUGUGUUACAGCUGUGUAGCAGCAAGCUGCUGCAGGGUGUGUCUGAAGGAGGUCCCCUCCGGCUCAUCCGCAGUGCUUCUUUCUUUGCAGCACACAGCACACCUGUUGAUAUGCCUAGCAGAGGACAAAAUGAAGACAGAGACAGUGGCAUUGCUCGGUCAGCAUCUCUAAGCAGUCUUCUGGUCACUCCUUUUCCGUCUCCAAGCUCUUCAUCAUCAUCAUCUAGCAGCUACCAACGUCGCUGGCUUCGAAGUCAGACAACAAGUUUAGAGAAUGGAAUUAUUCCACGGUGGUCCACUGAAGAAAUGUUUAGUAUGGCUGAUGAAAGCUGCAGCUCCAAUCCUGCAAUAGUUCGAAGAAAAAAGAUUGCAAUAAGCAUAAUCUUUUCUCUGCCUGAAAAAGAAGAAGCACAGAGAAACUUCCAGGAUUUUUUUUUCUCUCACUUCCCUCUUUUUGAAUCUCACAUGAACAAGCUGAAGUAUGCAAUAGAAAAGGCCAUGAUCUCAUGUAGAAAAAUAGCAGAGUCCAGCCAAAGGGUGCAGGUUUAUAUCAGCCGUGUUAUGGAUGCCCUGGGAGAAUUCAGAGUUACCAUCUGGAACCUAUAUUCUGUUCCAAGGAUUGCAGAGCCUGUGUGGCUUAAUAUGAUGUCCAGCACCCUGGAAAAGAAUCAGCUAUGCCAGCGGUUCCUUAAAGAAUUUACAUUUCUAAUAGAACAGAUCAACAAAAACCAGUUCUUUGCCGCUUUGUUAACUGCGGUGCUGACGUAUCACCUGGCUUGGGUUCCAACAGUAAUGCCUAUUGACCAUCCUCCCAUAAAGGCCUUCUCUGAGAAACGCACAUCGCAGUCUGUCAACAUGCUGGCCAAGUCUCAUCCGUAUAACCCUCUCUGGGCACAGCUUGGUGAUCUGUAUGGUGCCAUAGGCUCUCCAGUUAGACUGACUCGAACUGUUAUUGUUGGAAAACGCAAGGAGUUGGUGCAGCGCUUACUCUACGUCCUAACUUACUUCAUUCGAUGCUCUGAGCUACAGGAAAAUCAUCUGACGUGGAGUGAAAGAAACGGGGAAGGAGAGCAAGUCCUAAAUGGAAGCAAGAUCACAACUGCAUUAGAAAAGGGAGAGGUAGAGGAGUCUGAUUAUGUGGUUGUCACUGUUAAAAAUGAACCUGCUCUUGUGCCUCCAAUCCUACCUCCAAAGAAUGAUGGAAGUAAGAAUAAUAGUGUUGCAGAGUGCAUACAUGAUCAAGACAGCACUCAUGCUAUCCCAGCCUCUUCAAAAGAAAAAAGAGAAGCAGUAGGAAAGACCAGUCAGAACUCAUCUGUCAACUGUCUAGCUAGCAGUUUUUGUAAAGGAGCAACUAAUAGUAGGAGAACUGCCACUGAUACAGGAGUUGUAUCUUACCACUUUGAAGAGCAAUCCAGUUUGGACGAUUUAAUGGAUAUAAAGAACAACAAGAACCAGAAUGAGAAAAAAGUGGAAAAGCAGUUGUCUAAUAGGUCAUCUGCCUUACCUUGUCCUGAAAGGUCUGGCCACAGGCGUUCACAUUUAGAAAAGGUCACCUUUCAGAUUGGAAGUUCUGCAUCACCAGAGUCAGACUUAGAAACUCAUAGAAGGGAGAUGGAAGAAACUAUGAAGGCAUUCAGAAAUAAUCCAGAGGUAGUACAUUGUGCCUCAAGUUCCACAAAUUCAACUGUGGAAGCUUCCCAGAAUGAAAAAGCAAAUUAUGAAGCUGCCUUUAUACCUGUCAGUAAACAUAAUGUUUGUCAUGCAGAAAUCCCACCCUGCGAGGAGAAGGAGUGUGUACGUAACCAACCAAUGGAAAGUAAAGGAACUGAAGUGAAUUUAGCAAACACACUACCUAGUGAACCACUUUUGCUUACAGAUAACACAGAAACUGUGAAGUUGCUAAGUCUGAAAGAAACUAGAACUUUAUGCUCUGGCAAUCUGGAAAGCUAUUCCCCUGUGUGUGUAGAAGUUGGUUCUGCUGUCAAACAGGAUUCCCCUAAAAUAGGUGCUAAAGAUAUCCCCUAUGGGGAUGAUGGAAGGAAAAUCUCCUUCAGAGUUGAAGGGGACAUUCCAAGGAAUGAGAGUUCAGACAGUGCUCUUGGAGCCAGUGAUGAAGAAGGUGAUUGUUGUAUCUCUGAUGAAAUGCGUCGUGAUAAUGUCAGCAAAAGACUUGAGGAGUUUGCAGAAGUGGAACUUCCUUUACCAAGGUCAAACAUCAUCAGCAGUCAAUGUGUGAAAAAUUUUGGAAGAUCACUUCUAGGUGGUUAUUGUCCUACAUAUAUACCUGAUCUAGUGCUGCAUGGGAUAAAUAAUGAUGAAAAACUCAAGCAGUGUCUACUGGGAGACCUACUUCAUGCAAUUCAUCAUCCAGUGCUAGAUGAGCCCAUAGCAGAAGCUGUCUGCAUUAUUGCAGACACAGAUAAAUGGAACGUACAAGUAGCUACAAGCCAGAGAAAGAUGAUGGAUAAUAUGAAGUUAGGCAAGGAUGUUUUGGUUUCGAGUCAAGUAUCCAGUUUAUUGCAGUCAAUUUUACAGCUCUACAAACUCAACGUUCCAGCUGAUUUUUGCAUAAUGCAUCUUGAGGAUAGACUACAAGAGAUGUAUCUGAAAAGUAAAAUGCUUUCAGAAUAUCUUCGAGGCCAUACAAGAGUGCAUGUAAAAGAACUAGGAAUUGUGCUGGGGAUUGAAUCCAAUGACUUGCCUUUGUUGGCUGCUAUAGCAAGUACUCAUUCCCCAUAUGUUGCUCAAAUACUCUUAUAAAUUAAAAUCUCAGGAUAGUCAUUCCCUUAAAGUAAAAUCAAGAAAAUGGGAAUGUUGAAUGAAGAACAGAGGUGCCAAACACUGGUAAAGGGGAGACUGAGGAGAGCAGGUGAUGACUGUACCUUCUACCACCUCCGAUUCUGAUUUCAACCGAAUGUUGAGGACUUCAGUUUACAUAACGUAAAAAGCAUUCAGGUUUUUCUUACAAUCUCACUUAUGACGUAAAUCAAGAAAACGACAGCAUUCUUUUUAUUCAAAGGACAAAAGUUAACACUAUAUGGCAGACCAGGAGCUGCCAUCCAAAACGCUGCUCAAAACCAUGAAGUAAUAGUUAAAAGAACAAGCGGGUUAGAAUGGAUUGUGUAAGACUAUGCUUGUGUGUAGUGUAUGCUUGUUGUGUUUCUUUUUAUCCUUCUGGGGAGGAAGAGGAGCUGUAAACUAUGUAUAUAGCAUUCCUGUACACAAGUGGAUAAAGAUCUUCCUGCAGAGCAUGUGCAUGAUUUUGUAUAGUAGAGUAAUGGGCUCAGAACAAGAAAUGUGGUUUCAGCAGCCAAAUGUUAUGUGUGAUGGAGGUGUAUGUGAUGUUAUGUGACUUUUCCCUUUAAGGACCAGAGACUAUGAAAGCUGUGGCUGCUCCUGAUUUAAUGAGGAGGCAUUCAAAUGAGCCCAUGGCUGGAAGUGGACUUCUGAGGGAUUUUGUGGGAAAGCCUUAUGGAAUUUCUGCUACAAGUUUACAUUUGUUGCUGAUGCAACGUCAGUGACUCUUGAGUUUCUGUAUGACUGUAGUCCCAGGAUCUAAACUUGUGUCUUGGUGUCAUCAGGUAUUCUCUCUGAGGAGUAUGAAUUUAACCAACUUUUGUGUGAUACUGGUGCUGGCUGCUCACCAAGCAGUUGGCGCAAACUGAAGACAAUCCUAUUGGGGAAAUAAAAGACAAUAAGCAACCCCUCACCAAUCUUUAGUCAAAAGUAUUAGUUCUGUCCAGCUACUAGUUAUCAUUCUGAAGCAAAAAAAAAAAAAACCUAACAUUGUUUGAAGUAAAAUGAAAGGUAGGGAGACAAACCCCAAUAUUUGAUAUCACUAUGAAUGUUUGCAGUGACCCUUUCUGGUUCUGUAGAAAUCUUGAACUGUCAUCUGGGUGCCUUUCCUUAAUAGAUUAACUGUUCUGAGACCAGAAACUACUUCUCCACUACUUGAUACUGGCCUUUGUUUCUAGAAAACAAAAUAAAAUUUUGUAUUUUACUGUUUUCACAUGAAUGUAAAAAAAAAAAAAAAAAAGACAAAAAAAACCCCAAACCAGCCCACAACUUUUUUUGCAUAAAGCACGUUAAGCUGGAUAUGAAACUCUGGACCAGAAUGAGGAGAGAACAAAGCAUCAAACUAAACUUCUUAAAGAAAAUGAAAACUCAAUGUUGGAUCUUUCUGUUGUGAGUCAGCAUGAAUGAGGUGUCUAAAACUGUCAGCAUGCAAGCAAUUAGCUAACUGCAUAACUGUUUGAGAGCAGUGAAUUCUGAUAAACUGUUCGGCACCAGUUGUGAGUUCUCCUUGUUGGUGAUUGCAGAUUUUUUUAACACUGAAGGGACAUGCUUUUAUUAAGUGGUUUUGUUUCCUACUACCUUGAUGUUUGAACUUUUAUACAGUAAACUUCCAAUAAUUUGAAGUAAUGAAAUGUGCAUAUUGUAAAUCAUUUAAAUGUGAUGGGAUUCUUAACUAAGCUGUUGCUUUUUGAGGGAAACAGGCAGACAAGCCUGCUGUGAGGUGAAGUUGUUUCUAAAUAGAAGGAUGCUUAGUAUUCUAUUUUGAGCUGUUCCUUCUAUACUAGGUUUCAAACCUGACAUUCCAGAUGUUUCUUUUAUAACAUUUUCAUACUUGUUCCUAGUAUUCUACCUAAAAAACACUAAAAUCCUUUCUAUGGUUCAGUUUUUCUCCUACCACUUGUAGUUAAGCAAACUUUUCUUAUCUUUGGUUUGUGAGUCCUAUCUGAUGGAACAUAAACUUACCUCUGCAUAUAGCUGUCAGGAGAUACCACUCUAUUCCACAAGAUUGAGACCAAGUAAGAACCAUAGAGCACGUCACGUGUUCUGUGAUGGAGAACAUGUGCAUGCAUAUGUAAGACUAUGAACUGCUUCCCUAGUUGUAUGUAGAAAUCCUUAUGUACCUUCUUUAUUCCGUGUCACUCUUUAAUAGCAGCUGAGUUCAUUGAAAGUCAAUUCCAUUUUUUUUAAAGCAUGAGUUGUGUUUUUAUCUGAACAGGCUGACAAUUCUUUGAAGAGAUACGUGCUCAUGUAAGAACUACGCUUUUGUUUUCAUAGCAUACAAAGAAAGUCAAAGGCUAGCCAGUGUUCACUGGUGUCAAGACUAAUACCACAAUCAGUAAUAUCUGAUUUUGCUACAUGAACUAUUUAAGAAAAAAUAAAAUCCUUCUUUUGGCAAGACAUCAAAUGAACCUCGGGGUGUCAUGUGAGCCAGUGGUCAAAAGCACUUGGAUUUUCUUCAGCCAAGGCUAAAACUUUAUAGUUCUUGCUGCUUUCUCUGACUUUUUGCUGCUCUUCAGAAAUUUCAUGAUGAACUAUCUUUGUUCUCAGUUUUAGUUUUGAGGGAAGAAAAAUCCAAAAAAAAAAAGGCUUUAGACUAAAAGAAGCUAAAUACAUAUUUUCCCCUCUACCAAAUGUACUACCUCAGUUGACAGGAUUCCACCUUCUAGGACUUUUUUUUAUCUAUAAGUCUUUAACUUGGUUUUGGUAGCAUCUUGCUAUUUGUGUAAAUUAGUGUGGCAUGACAGGGCAGUAAGUAUUUACAAGUGUGUUGUUAGCCAUCUUUAGAGCAUGUUUCUGUUUUUAUUUUAGUAGGAUGAAAAGUGAUAUGAAUGUACAGAUGUUUUGAAAUUGAUAACAUAGCUUAAUUUUCAACUGUUCCAAAGUUGUUUUUAUCAGUAUUAUGUAGGCUUUUGUAAACUUAAAUUACAUACUUUCUCAGUUAAGUGGGAGUGCACAGUCUUUCCAAAAUCCCACAUAAAUGUAGUUUACACAGUGCAGUUUAAAGAAUGUAUGCUAUUUUUCAGGCACAACUAAAUCAUCAUCCACAGAUGGGAGGAAUGAACUACUAAAUUGUGGUAUUCAAUCUAAAUGAAUUACUUAACCCCACAAGAUACCAAGAGCUAAACAUUUUAGAUAUGUAUUCUCUGAACUAACCUACACAACUUUCUUCUACCCAGAAGAAAUUACUAGAGUCUGAUUUUUCAGUUGACAUUUGUAAUGACAUCCUCCAGAAUUAUAGGUUGGUGUCAUCCACUCCUUAUUAUAUACAUCUUUAUUUUUAAAAGUAAAAAACCCUUUUCAUAUACACCAAGCUCUUGCGUAUAAGAUUUAUACAAAACAAUCAGUUAUCUCCAAUGUGUAACUUCUUUAGUUAAAAGAAGCCAAUGCAAAAUCAAGUCUGAACUGCUGAAUAUACUUUAUACUUCUUUUUUGAGGUCAAGUGGGAUAGUUUAACACACGUAGCAGGUUUUCCAUAUAGAAAAAAGUGUGUGUUGCUAUUGCAUGUUUGGAGAGCAUAGGCUUUUUUAGGAAUGACUGACUACCAAUGUCAAACUACAUGGUUUUAUUUGUUUGGUUUUUUUUCUCACAGUUGUUUAUGUAUGCUUUCAGUUUGGUCUAUUUCUUUGCGACAUUUGGUGCAAUAAACUUUCUGAAAUGAA
Pogoniulus pusillus (Red-fronted tinkerbird) is the source of this 7447-nucleotide messenger RNA. RefSeq names its product folliculin interacting protein 2 (gene FNIP2). Bases 360 to 3752 code for a protein of 1130 amino acids. The transcript has 18 exons. Gene Ontology annotation, molecular function: protein-folding chaperone binding; ATPase inhibitor activity. The record is from RefSeq and is a predicted model, not a curated record. Lineage: Eukaryota; Metazoa; Chordata; Aves; Piciformes; Lybiidae. Gene Ontology annotation, cellular component: cytoplasm.